This is a messenger RNA of Hemicordylus capensis (graceful crag lizard), 10576 nucleotides long. It is a transcript of the gene SLC35F1, whose product is annotated as solute carrier family 35 member F1. The record is from RefSeq and is a predicted model, not a curated record. Gene Ontology annotation, biological process: transmembrane transport. The transcript has 8 exons. Bases 605 to 1822 code for a protein of 405 amino acids. Gene Ontology annotation, molecular function: transmembrane transporter activity. Gene Ontology annotation, cellular component: membrane. NCBI's taxonomy places the organism in Eukaryota, Metazoa, Chordata, Lepidosauria, Squamata, Cordylidae.
UUUUUCUCAAUCUUGCACGUGCUCCUUCUGGUGGGCGCAACCAGAGCUGGAGGCGGGGACGGCGCGGCGCCAGGACAGGGGCGUGUGGCUGCUUCGGCGCGGCAGUGGCCUCUCCGCUGCUGCACCCUUUCGUUGAUUCGCCGCCUGAUCAGCGCGCGCGCAGAGGCAGCCCCCUCGCCCGGUCUGUGCGGCCAGCAGCUCCAAGGAAGCGCCAUACCGAGAGAGAGCGGCUAGGCGAGGCUGCGGCGGGGAGACAAAAGAAGAGCAAGGAAGGAAUCCUCCGCCAGGCGCAGCUGCUUGUGGCUGUCUUAGACGGGCGCCAAGCCACCAGCCGGCUUGCGGACACUUGCUGCUGCCUGGGAAGGCAAGUAGGCUGUGGCGCCGGCGGCGGCAGCAGCAAGGGGAAGAGCCCGCCCUCGCUCUAUGGCUGAGCAGCGCUAAGGCGUGCGUGCAGCUGGAGCUGGAGCCCCGAGGAGAAGCGCGCAAGCCCCCGCAGUCGCCCCCGUGGGUGCCUCCUCUGGAUCUUCCGCGGGAUUCUCGCCUAGGCGGCCGGGGGGCGCACGAUGCGCCCUGCUGCUCUCUUCUGAUAGCUAGCCCCACCGCGAUGAUCUCUCCGGAGCAGCAGCAGCAGCAGCAGCCCAACCAUGUCGUGGCCACCAUCGAGAACCUGCCGCCCGAGGGCCGCGGUGCCGGCAGCAGUAGCAGGAGCAGUAUCGCCGCCCCUCCUCCUCCCAGCGUGCGCCAGAGGAUCAAGAAAGUGUUUAACAGGGAACUUCUGCUGUCUAUAGCUCUUGGGCAGGUUCUAUCCCUGCUUAUCUGUGGUAUUGGUCUGACCAGCAAGUAUUUGUCAGAUGACUUUCAUGCCAACACACCCGUCUUUCAGAGCUUCCUGAACUACAUUCUUCUAUUUUUGGUCUACACCACAACAUUAGCUGUUAGACAAGGAGAAGAAAACUUACUCGCAAUCUUAAAACGAAGAUGGUGGAAGUACAUGAUCCUGGGAAUAGUAGAUAUAGAAGCAAAUUAUCUGGUAGUUAAAGCUUAUCAAUAUACAACUCUGCCUAGUGUACAGCUCCUAGAUUGUUUUGUCAUUCCCAUUGUGAUAUUGCUAUCUUGGUUCUUCCUACUGGUGCGGUAUAAAGCAGUGCAUUUCAUCGGCAUUGUAGUCUGCAUUCUGGGCAUGGGCUGCAUGGCAGGAGCAGAUGUCCUUGUUGGAAGACAGCAAGGGACAGGAGAAAAUAAACUUAUAGGGGAUCUUCUAGUACUAGGAGGAGCCACUCUCUAUGGCAUCUCCAACGUUUGUGAAGAAUACAUUGUACGGAAUCUGAGUCGGGUCGAAUUCCUAGGCAUGAUUGGACUUUUUGGUUCUUUCUUCAGCGGAAUUCAGCUUGCCAUAAUGGAACACAAGGAGUUGUUAAAAGUUCCCUGGGAUUGGCAAAUAGGGCUGCUGUAUGUUGGCUUUAGUGCCUGUAUGUUUGGCCUCUACAGCUUCAUGCCUGUGGUCAUAAAGAAAACCAGUGCUACAGCAGUCAAUCUCUCCCUGCUUACAGCAGAUCUGUACAGCCUUUUCUGUGGAUUGUUUCUCUUCGACUACAAGUUUUCAGGACUGUAUCUUCUCUCAUUCUUCACCAUCCUUGUUGGGCUGGUUCUGUACUCCUCCACAACCACGUACAUUGCCCAAGAUCCACGGGUGUACAAGCAAUUCCGAAACCCUUCAGGACCUGUGGUAGACUUGCCAGCCACUGGGCCGCUGGAACCUUCAGUCACGUACACCAGCCUAGGCCAGGAAAUGGAAGAAGAACCUCAUGUCCGAGUUGCCUAAACUCAGGCUCCUGCCACCCUUGGUGGAGUUUGUCUCCUUUAUUUCUGUAUCAUUCAUAGAGAAAGGUAUUUACCGGAUGCAGUUACUCAGGUGAGCUGCAAGGUAGCAAAUAUGGAAGGCUUGUGAAAAUGCAAACUCAAUUGUUUCUAAGUGUGUGUGGCACAGCCUUUGCUAAGGGCAGUAGUUUUCCAAAUAUGUUCCAGGGAUUCCUCAGAAACAUCAGGGUUCCUCAGUGAGAAGUCCAGUUGUGGUGGACAAGCUUUCAUGAAGAACAGCAUGUCCACUGCUAAGCUUCCCUUAGAAUAUGCACAAUGGGUACGUUCUAGGGUUCAGAUUCCGUUAAUGCAGAGCAACACUGGCCCAACUAGACAGUGUCCUGCACUGAGAGUUUACCCUGGAGCACAACUUCAGCUGUGUAGAACUACAGCUCCCAUCAUCCCUGACUAUUGGUCACUGUGGCUGGGGGUGAUGGGAGUGUGAGUACAACAGCAGCUAGAGGGCCCAAGUUGUGUAGCCCUGCCCUAGAACAUACCAUAGAAACCUUGCAACAUGCGGGAGUUCCUCAUCAAUAGCAGACAAAUUGAUGUGAAGAGAACCCCUGUAGGUAGAAAGCCUGAAAAAUGUUGGCUGAGGGCAGAAAGAAAAAAAAUUCAGCUCCAGCUGUUGUUGAGGCUGGAGAUAAAUUGUGUCUGGGGAUGCUGGGAGCUGUAAUUCAAUAAAUAGCUGGAGUGCCAAGGUUGCCUAUCCCUGGUUUAGGGUACUGGCAGUUAUUGCCAAGAAGGAAAAAACUUCCUAGUAAAGCUGCUCAAAAUAACCUGUCCAGGUGGUGCUUAGAUUGCAAGCUCACAUUUCACCUCUUGGUAGGAUGCUUUGCUGGUGUUAUGCACAGUGUUUCAGUAAAGCCGCGUUUGUGCAGUAGACCCACUUGCAUGCAGACACUUGUAACUGUUGUCCAAUAAUGGUUGUUUUGUGCAGAAAAGGGCAGGUUACCACAACACCUAGAUUCCCUACCACCUUGUGCCAUUUUAUUCAUUCACCUCUGUUUAGCUACCUGGUUGCCCACCCUCUAAUAGUUCUGGAAAGCCAAGGGAUGGGCAACUGCCAAUAUACAUCUCUAUUCUAGGAAUAGGCUGGAAACAAACAUUUUACCCUUUUAAAAAAAAUGUAAAUAUUGAAGUAGUCAAACACUGAGCUUUUUAAAUUUUGCAAAAGUAUUGCUGUUGACCAAGGUUGUCCAUUUGGUGACAGGGAAAUUAUAUUUCCAUGUCUGUAUUCUGGACCUUGCAGAUACAAAACAGAUUUCUUACUCUUUUGGAACUGCAAAUGCACUUAAAAAGGGUCCAUUUUCUACUUUUUAAUUAUUUAUUGCAGGUCUUGUGACUAAGAGGAGAAAGAAUGGAGCACUCUUUUCUAGACUUUCUAUAUACAGGACAAACAUUAAGAACAGCUGACUGGUGUCUGUUAGGCUCACCAUUUGAUAUUGCCCAGAUGCAGAUUGUUCAGGAAGUGUUGGAAAUUCACAGAGUAUAUUAGUCGCUGUCAUUCACUUCACAGUUAUAGAUGGAGACACCCUAAAAUCUUCUAAAUACUUGCCUAUUAUGCUAGGGAUAUAUAUAUAUAUCGCCAUUUGGGACUCUCCUACAUUUCCAGUUAUUAGAGCUGAGCUACAUAUUCAGCACCACAUUUUGUGUGAAUCUUGGCUCUUACUAAGGAGUUUUCCCAUCUCCUAGAUUAGCAGCUACCAGCAGGGCGGGAAACCCACUAUGAGUUGACCAAGAUUCACAUUCUGAGUGAUGUUAAACAAUGAGUGAUAUUAAACAAAAUCAAAGCCCAGUUAGAAUGUAUACCAAAAUGGAGGAAAGGUAACACCAAGCCCAGAAGGAUGCUAGGAUAGCUAACAAGUAAAGUCAAGGAAGCUAUAAAGGGGGAAAAUAUUUCCUUCAAAAAAUUUAAAGGCCUGCCCAAAUGAAGAUAACAGAAAGGAACACAAACUCUGGCAGAAGAAAUGCAAGGAGACAAUAAGGGAUGCAAAAAGAGAGUUUGAGGAACAUUUAGCUAAAAGCAUCAAGGGGGAAUUUAAAAAGUGUAUUUAAAUACAUCAGAAGCAGGAAACCUGCCAGGAAGGUGGUUGGACUGUUAGAUGAUGAGGGAGUGAAAGGGAUUAUAUUAAGGAGGAUAUGGAGACUGCAGAGAAGCUUAACGAAUUCUUUCUAUCUGUCUUCACAGCGGAGGAUACAGAGUGUAUACCUGUGCCUGAACCUAGCUUCUCGGAGAGUUAGGCUAAAGAAAUGAGUCAGAUAGAGGUGAUGAGACAUGACGUUCUAAAUUGUCUAGAAAAAUGGUUCUAAACUGUCUCGAAAAGCAUUUUAAAUUAUCGGGGUGUACGGAAGCAGUUCAAAUCUAACUUGGUUGAAAUUGAACCUGGAUUGAUUUGAACUGGCUCGGUUCAAGCUUGAAGUGUACUGGCCCUUCCAAAGAUGGGGACGGUCCAAGCUUGAACUGAACUGGGCCCAAUUCAGAUUGAACUGUAUCAGCACAGUUCUACCAGUUCCAGGGGUGUAGCUAGGCUAGAAUCAGGAGGCCAGAACCAGGCUGCCCGCUGGCCCACAGUGCAGGGGGGAGCACUGGUGGGGCCAAGAGGGACAGCCACAGUGGGUACGGUGCCCUCUUGCCCGCCCCAACCUCCUUUUAGGUAGGGAAUCCCUCCCUUUGAUUGCAAAGGGAAAUCCUUCCUUUGAUUGUAAAGGGGAAUCCUUAUUGGAUAAAAUUGUUAAGCAUAUAGAAGAACAGGCCCUGCUGAAGGAGAAUCAGCAUGGCUUCUACAAAAGUAAAUCUUGCCUCACCAACCUUUUGGAGUUAUUUGAGAGUGUCAACAGGAGUGUGGAUAAAGGUGAUCCAGUUGACAAUAAUAUACUUAGACUUUGAAAAAGCUUUCAACAAAGUUCCUCAUCAAAGUAUCUUGAGAAAACUUAGCAGUCAUGGGAUAAGGGGACAGGUUCGUGUGUGGAUUGGUAACUGGUUAAAGGACAGGAAACAGAGGGUAAGUAUAAAUGGACAGUUAUCUACAUGGAGGGAAGUAAGAAGUGGGGUCACUCAGGGAUUUGUACUAGGACCAAUUUAUUCAUAAAUGAUCUAGAAGUUUGGGUAAGCCGUGAGGUGGCCAUAUCUGCAGAUGACACCAAAUAUUCAGUAAAUCCACAACAGGUUGUGAGUUCCAAAAGGAUCUCUCCAAAUUGGUUGAGUGGGCAACAACAUGGCAAAUGUGGUUCACUGUACAUAAGCGUAAGGUGAUUGGGGCAAAAAAACUUCACAAUAUGCUGAUGGGGUCUGAACUGUUGGUGACUGUCCAGGAGAGGGAUCUUGAUGGACAGCUCGUUGAAAGUGUCAACCCAUGUGCUGCAGCUGUGAAAAAGGUAAAUUCCAUCCUAGGGAUCACUAGGAAGGGGAUUGAAAAUAAAACUGCUAUUAUUAUAAUGCCCUUAUACAAAUCUAUGGUGUGGCCACAUUUGGAGUACUGUGUACAGUUCUGACCACUGUAUCUCAAAAGGACACUGUAGAACUAGAAAAGGUGCAGAAGACAGCAACCAAGAUUAUUAGGGGCCUAGAGCAUCUUCCUUAUGAGGCAAGGCUACAACACCUGUAGAAAAAAGAUGACUGAGAGGAGAGACCUGAUAGAGAUCUAUAAAAUAAUGCAUGGUGUGGAGAAAGUUGAUAGACAUUUUUCUCCCUCUCGCAUAACAUUAUACCAGGCAUCAUGCCAUGAAACUGUUUGCCAAGGAAAUUUAGGACCUACAAAAGGAAGAACCUUUUUACACAACACAUAAUCAACUCAAAGAAUUUUCUGCCACAAGAUGUGGUGACAGCCAACAGCCUGGAUGGCUUUAAGAGGAGUUUAGAUAAAUUCAUGGAGGACAAGUCUAUCAAUGGCUACUAGUCUGAGGGCUAUAGGCCACCUCCAGCAUAAGAAGCAAGAUGCUUCUAAAUAAUAGUUUCAGGGGAGCAACAGCAGGUGAGAGGGCAUGCCCUCAGUUCUUACCUGUGGUCUUCCCAGAGGUAUCUGGUGAGCCACUGUGUGAAAAAGGAUGCAGGACUAGAUGGGCCUUGGGCCUGCUCCAGCAGGGCUGUUCUUGUGUAAUGCAGCUUGGGUGGGAGGUGUUUGGGAAAUGUGUCACUCUGAUUUCAGUCUCUAUGAAAAGUGUAAUGUGUAGCUUGUCCCUUUGUGGGGCUGAAGGUUCCUUAUCUUAACUAAACCUUUUCUCUGAUUUUAAUUGCUCUGCAACACACCCAUGAUAAUGAACUAAUGUCUGGUUAAUUCCAGCAUGACAAAGUUGUCUUUUCUCUUGCUGCUGCCGCCAUUGUAUUAAGCAGAGGCUCACAACUGUGUUUUUCACAACUACAAACCCAGUUUAACAACCCAGCAAUAGAUUUUCUUCCCUCAAGAAUAUAUGUGAAAUCCCUUCUGUAAUAAUUAUAUGCUAAAACAAAAAACAAAAACCAACCCACCCUAGAAACAAAAAGCUGUUAAUAAUUUAUAUAUCAGUCCUAAACACACUUACCGUGGGACUUGGAAGUAAAUAUAAUUAGGUUUGUGGGCUUAAAGUAUUUGUAUCCGUUGCCUGCAUACUUAGUUGUAUGUCGAACACACCUCUGUUGGGGGGAUCUCUGAGCAUAAGGGUCAAACUGCAUGUUCUAUGCCAGUACAUCUAAUGAACCUCCAUAUUUAGAAAUCAAAAGCAGCCUUGGGCUGUUGCCAUUUUAAGUCUGAGGACAGUGGGAAGAGAGCAACAUUUUACCAUUUCUCCAGGGGCUGUUUUCUGCUCAGAAUAAUUUACUAAGCUGAUCCCUAGCCCCUGUGGAGUUCUAUAUGCUCUCAUACAGCCAAUUGCCUUUCUUUUGAGGGCCCAUAUUUAUGCUACCUGAGUGAUGUGGAAUCUGCUCCUUCCCACCCUGCCCUGGUAACACAGCCCGCAAAUCACACGGGGCUAGUUGAUGACAUAGCAACUUCCAAUAGAGUUUGCCCUGAGAAUUAGUUAGGACUGUUGAGCAUUCCCGCCAAAUGCUUGAAAAACUAAUUGAUUCCUAUCCCUUCCUGUCAGUCCCCUCUUCCUUGAGGGGAGAAAGGCUUCUCUCUGGGGAAAUAAGGAGCAGGAAGCAGCUGCAGGCUCUGGUGAACAUGGGAGAGGCAUCAAAGGGUCUUUCACUGGCUGCAAAUCACACACACAAGAUCAUUUCCUUCCAAGAGUCAUGGAGUUUGAAGUCAGGCCCUAUCAACCACACAGGGGAAAGUGCGAAGAGCAUCAUUUGCCUCAUGAUAAGACAUUUCCCCAUCAGGCUUAUUCUGUAUUCACAGCAGCCUAUGCCACCUGCUGGCCCUUCCUUAGGGUGAGGUUUGUUUUCCUUGGGGAAGGAGGGCAACAGUGGAGUGUGACCCUUGAAGCUAGCCAACUCAAGGGGGGCUUGCUGUAAUUUGAGCAGAAGUGCUCGCAAAUUUGAGCACACCCCACUUAGAAUUACCACCCUAUCCUUAGUGAUACCAGUUCCCAGGAUGGCAUAACCCAGUCCAUCAAGGGGUUAGACACACUUAAGCCUCUUUCUUUAAAUGAGCUUUAAUACCCUAAUUGUGAGCUUGACAGUGACCAGGAUUUUUAUAAGAAAAGGGACCAGUAAUAAUAUGCAUGUACCAGUCCCCAGACAUCUGUCAUGUCAUAAGCAAAGACAGAAUUAUGUUUUACCUUUUCCCACCAGGCCCCAAACACUGCAAGUUCUAUUUGGCCUGUCUUGAUUUUCAGGCUUGCUUAGAAUCUCAGCCAAAAACAAAAGAGUCAUUGAUUUCUCUAGAGCUCCCUCUUCAUGAAAGAGAGGAAAGGUAGCUGAGCCUCAGUGAUAGGAAGCUGUUUGAAGAGAUUCCCUUACAAUGGAAUAGUCAAAUAACUUCAUUAUACCUUGGUUUCCACAUCGCUGACUGUGGGAAAAUACUCUUUCACCUACCUCAAGGGAAUGGGUCUAAAGUGGGGGGGGGUCUAAAUGGGUCUACAAAGCAACCAAAUAUUUCCUGAAUGCUCUUGGAAGUGCCAAGUUUUAUUAAAAACACUUUCUUAUAUUCUUAGCACUGAAAAGAUGGGGGAGGGGCAGCAUACUUGAGGUAAACUGCUGCAUUUUGUACAUGAACAUUAUGAACAGCUGAAGCCCAUUCUUCUGAAAGAAGUGGUUGCCAUUGUUUGAGAGAUUGGCAUGGGGAGGGGGCUAUAAGCAUUGUUCCUGUGAGCAGUGGGGGAAAGACCAUCUCGAGAGUGAAAUAGCAUGGAUUUCUACUCCAUCACCUACAUUUCUGCAAACAAAGUAUGACUUGGAGCCAGAUAUGCUUGUGCACUGUGAGGUAUUGCAUGCAACUAGUGUUGCGUGGAAAAACGCUGUGUGCCAUGUCAUAAUCAGUAUAUGAAUAUGCAUUCAAAGCCUCACUGAGAGAUGGGACUAGGAAGGUGUCUGCUCUCCUCUUCUGGGCUGGAAAUAUGGGAUUGUAUUGCAGAUACACUGCCUGAUCCACCUGACUCUCAGAGUUUACCUGUACAUGGCAAAAUUCAACAUUAACUUAUUUGGGGUGAUAUCAGAUUGGGGCAGCUGUCAUUUGGACUGUCAAUGGGUCAUAAUGCUACAAGGAGGCCUUUUCUUCAACUUAAUUAGUGGAUUUUGCAUAUAAGGGGGGAAAAUAUUAAAAUGGGGUUUCAGGCCAAACCAAUUUUGUAACUAAUUUAUUCUGUGAGGAAACUGAUGUAUUCUGCCUAACAUCAGUUCUUCGGCUGAAAAACAGUAAUUAAUAAUAAUAAUGUUUAAAAGGCUGAAAUUCACUUUUGUGCAGCAGGUCAUUUAAGUCAUUUCUGAAGGUUUGAAAUGGGACCUGCAUCCCAAUUUAAAACAAACAAAACAAAACACCAAACUGAUUUUCAGGUAAUAUGCUUAGGAUUGGGGUGUUAGAUGAUCAUUUCCAUAAUUGGUGCAAAUGUCUUUCCUGAGGGCCUACUUGAGGCUCAGGCGUUUUAAAAAUAUCAUUUAUAUCCUUAACUUAGUGCUUAUUUUGUGCUUAAAUAUUGGUGGGACAACAGUUCAUGCCAAUAUUUGCAAGUAUAGGCCUCAAUUCUGAACACAUUUACAUGUGUCUAAGAACAGGGCUUGCAUGCAUGUAAGUGUGUUCAGGAAGGGCCUUAAUUAUUAUCUCAGGUUUCAAAUCAGCAGUCUAUUGGUGGGGAUCACAAUCUCCCAAUCUCUUUUGCUACCUUUUAUACCAAUUAAAUACCUUUCUCUGAGUCUUUUGUCCCAUGUUUGAUCUUAACAACUUCUUGAAGAAUUUGCGUGUUUGUUUCCUGCUUAAACGUACAUCUCGCAUCAUUGUUGUCUGAGAACUUUAUUUUUAGUAUUUAUUUUGUAAGCCAAAUGUUCUUGUAGUUUUUUAAAAUGCUCAUUUUUAUGACACUAAUUUGUAGAGUAAGUCACAAUAAAAACAAAUCAGAUGGAAGGCAUCAGUCAGUUAUCUGACAAGAGUUUUUACCGAAAUGGGGUUGCAAUCUAUCGAUGGCUAAAAGUUGUCAUCUGAAGCCAUUUUUCUAGGAUAUUUUAAAUGAUGCCAUUGUUUUGGGAGGGAGGGGGCUGGAAUUCUCAGAAAUGCACUGUUCACUUAACCAAAUCAUGUGUUCGUGCACAUGUCACUGAACGUAUGAGGCUGCCUUGUACUGAGUCAGACCAUCAGUCCCUCUAGCCCAAUAACAUCUACUCUGGCAGGCAGCAGCUCUCAAAAGUCUCAGGCACAGGUCUUUUCCCCAAUCCUGAUGAACUCCUGCAAAUGGAGAUGCUGGGAUUUAAGAAUGGGGCCUUCUGCACACGGAUUAUGUACUGAGUGCUCUGCUACUGUGCUAUGAGCCUUCUCUAUCUAAUACUGCCCAAUACUGGGUCAGUUAAACUGUGGGAAUAUUAAAAUUUACUGUCUCCAGUUAAAGAUCUGUAUUGCCUCAUUAUGUGGAUCUAAAAUGAAUCACUAGCAUAAAUUUAUAGACACUAUGUAAUGAAAACUGAGGUCCACCAAGGAAAUAUUACUUUUUCUAGUAGUUUGAUUUCUUGCUAUUCCAAGAAUUGCAGUGGACACCAGCAGAUCCUUCUGUUCAGCAAGGACUAUACCACCUGCUAAAAACAAGAACUUCAUAAGUAUUUUAUAGGCCAAUUCCUGGAAUAAAAUAUGAUCAGCCAUCCUGUUGGUUCUGAAUGGAUAUUAGCAAGAUAUUUCAAUUACUGAAUAGAAACUGUAGCGGACAGCUUGUCUGUCUCCAACCUACAAGCUAUUAAAAACACAAUCACCCACCAUGACAGACCAAACAAUUGACAUUUUGCACCAGUGUGUCAGAUGAAGACGUUUCAAUGUAUAGUUUAGAUAUUGCUAACUUGUGCCAUUAACAUUUUCGAUGAGUGUGUAGUAUUUUCUCUUUUUUUAAAAACCAUUUUAGUAUUCUCAAGCUAGCUAUAAAUACAAAUUUUACCCCAUGGGUAGGAUUUUAAUUGUUAAAUACCAUAAUAAAGCACACUAAUUUUGACACAAAAUGGAAGUAAGAAGCAAAAACAAACAACGUCCAACAAUGUUCACCAAGAAGCUGAACAAAUUAUCCUGUGUUUUGAUAUUUGCAUGCUCCGAUAUGGACUGGCUGUGGCAAUGUAAUGCCUGUAUAAUGUUUUGAAAUAAAAACAAAUAAAUAAAUCCUUUAUGUAAGCCAA